AUGUCGUCUAAACCUGAAGUCAACUUUAUUGAGCAAAGGGAGGCGCAGAGGGGGAAUGUGGCUAGACUCGAAGUUCCUGGGGAUCAUGCAGCGGCCGCACAGGCUGAAGACCCGGGCAUCUUCGAAGAAAUUGUCAAAGAAUAUCAAAUCAAAGAACCAUAUGGGGUAUCGCAAGAAACUCUUGGCUGGCUUUACCAUAUGCGUUUCAACACGACUUCUGACAUUUCGGCACUAGAAAGAUCCCUUGUUCACUUCCAGGCUGCUGUCGACGAUGCUGACGACAAACCUGUUUGCCUUCCACGCCGACAACAAGCUUUGGCAUUCACCUAUAGCCUUUUAUAUAAGGGGACUAGAGUCUUGGACUACAUUGACUUGUCCAUCCACUGGUUUCACCUUGCUGUUAAUGACUGCCAUUUAGACAGCCCUCUACUUUCUCUCUGGGUGAAGAGACUUGCUGCUGCAUAUCUUCAACGUUACCUAGAUCAAAAAAGUCUCGGAGACCUUGAACAGGCUCAUAAAUAUGACAAGGCUGCACUCGCAUUAAUUUCUUCUGAUCAUCCAGCUUUUCUCAAAUUUUCUCAAGGUGUGGGUCAGUCCUACUGUGAACGUUUUCAGAGACUUGGAAAUGUUGAGGAUCUUGACAAAGGCAUUGAUGUCCUACAUGGAGCAGUCAAAAGAUCACCAGAAGGCCACCAUGAUCUACCUGAGGCUUGGAGGUGCUUGAGUAUGCUCUAUGUUGACAGGUUCAAAUCUAAGGGGAAUAAGCAAGAUAUUGAAACUACUAUUUCACUCAGAAAAUUAGCAGUUCAAAGAACUUCUCUAGGAACUUCAGAGCAUAUCUUCUAUACACAACUUCUGGGAAGGGCCUAUGGGGAACAAUAUAAAUUCACGACUUCUUUUGAGGAUCUUGAGCUUUCAAUUCAGUAUUUUCAGCAGGCUAUUCAAGAGGCUCCUCCUGAGGAUCCCAUUUAUGCUGAACUUCUUGAGGAUCUGGGAGUUGCCCUUAUAUACAAGCAUAAAACUACAGGAGGGGAUGAAAACAUCAAACUUGCACUUCAGUACAUAGAAUUUUCAGUCAACUCUUUGCCACCUAGCAAAGAAAAAAGGAUAUAUUCACAAAGAAAUCUAGCAACAGCAUAUCUAAAAAAAUAUACCUCAAUGGGAAACAUGGAAGAUCUGAAAAAGGGUCAGAUUCUGUUAGAGAAUGCACUUGAAGCCCUCAGUCCUACUGAUCCUUUGAGAUAUGAUUUUUAUGAUAGCCUGGGUAGUAUUUACUCUUUCCUUUAUCAUAAAACUGGGGAUCUUCACUAUCUGUCCUUGGAAGUGGACCAGUAUAAACUGGCACUGGGAUCUAUGUCACCAACAAGUUAUAAUGCUUCUGUUUGCCAGCGUAAUAUUGCCGCUGGUUUCACAUUCAGAUACAAAAGAUUAGGUGACCACAAGGAUCUUGAUCUUGCUAUCCAAUAUUCUCAGCAGUCCCUGGAGCACAUGAGUCAGGACCAUCAAGAUUUUCCCUUGGGAAAAGGAGUUCUUUCUGAUCUUUAUCAUGAGAAGUUCAGACACUACAAUAAGAUAGCUGAUCUUGACCUUGCUAUGAAACUUCAAUGGGAUGCUUUGCAUGCUGUUUUAAAGAACAAUUCCCUGCAGCCAUCCAUUCUGAAUGAUCUUGCCCUACUUCAUGUAGCCCAAUUCAAUGCCACAAAGAAUCAGGCUCAUCUUGAAGCUGCAAUACCUUUAAUAGAAGUGUGUAUUAAUCUCACAAAUACAAGCACCUAUUAUAAGACUCUGGCUAUAAUUCUGGGACACAUCUACAGAGUUAUAGGGAAUGUUCACAAUCUUGUUGCUUCUAUAAAAAUAUGUGAGAUUGCUAUUCAAAGAGGAGAUGAAGAUCCCAUGCUGUACCUCUUCUUGGCAAACUCCUUCUCACAAUUAUACAUUCACUCAUUUUCAACCUUGAAUGAGCUUUCAAUGGUUGAAAAUGUCUACUAUGCCUUGCAUUACUAUAAAGCUUCAGUAUUCUCAACAUCUAUUAUACCCUCAAAACAAUUUGAUGCAACUAUAGCCUGGGCAUCAUUUGCCAUGAGUCUCAAUUUGCCUGAGGCCCUCACUGCUUAUUCACUAGCAUUGGGUACAUUGCCCAACAUUUUGUGGAUAGGAAACUCUCUAGGGGAUCGCCACAAUUCUUUGAUUAAAUUGGAUAUUCCAGAUUUGGUUUCAUCUGCUGUGGCAGCUGCUGUGAAAUUCAAUGACAUCAAAUGUGCAGUUGAAUUUUUAGAGCAGGGGUUAGCCAUAACUUAUCGACAGAUGCUUGAGCUCAGAGAUGAACCAACACAAUUGCUAGAGAAAUAUCCUAAGAUUGGUUGGGAGCUGAAACAGAUCUCCCUGAAGCUUCAAGAAAUCAAUAAUCCUUCUGGAGAAAACAAGGAAGACUAUCAUUCACUUGUGAUCAGACAAAAAGAUGUCAUUGAUGAUAUUAGGAUCUUGCCAGGUUUUGAAGAUUUUCUCUUGCCAAAAUCAUUUGAGAAAUUAUCUGAGGCAGCCAAAUGUGGGCCAGUCAUCCUAUUGAAUGCCUCUUCUGGAGGUAGUCAGGCUAUCAUUUUACUACCUUCUACACAUGAGUCCACAUCAAAUCCUCUGUCAGUUCCCUUGCCCAAUGCUACUAUUGCCAAUCUGAAAGACCACUGUGAAACAUUGAAAAAAGCUUUGAGAAUGCACAAUAUUUUGUCAAGACAGACAGAAAGAUAUGGAAGAUCAAGCCACCCAAGAUCAGCAGAAUUCUCACACAAGAUGUUUGAAGAUUUGUUGAGCUGGUUGUGGGAGGCCAUUGUCAAACCUGUUUAUGAUGUGCUGGAAAUAAAUAACAUUCACUUUGGAAGGAUAUGGUGGUGCCCAUCUGGUCUAUUCACAUUUCUUCCCAUUCAUGCUGCCCCACCAAAGAGCAUGUUCAUUCAAUCUUAUAUCACCACCUUGGAUUCCUUGAUCAAAGCAAGGGUUCCAAAGACUUCUAUCACAUCAUCAAUUGAAUUGGGAUUGACUGCCAUUGGGAUAAUGGAUAUCCCUGGAAAGCCUCACCUGCAUCUUCCAUCUGUAAACAAAGAGCUCCAUUCCAUCAAGAAAGUUAUUCCAUCAGUCAAUAUUCUUAGUGGUUCUGAAGCUACUAUUCCCCGUGUCUUGGAAAUGAUUGAGAGCUGUGAAUGGUUGCAUAUUGCAUGUCAUGGAGAGCAGAAUGGUGACAUGCCACUAAAUAGCUGCCUUCAGCUCUAUGAUGGCAAUCUAACUCUCAGUCAAAUUCUUGCCAAAGACCUUCCAAAAUCCCAGUUUGCCUUUCUUUCUGCUUGUCAAACAGCUAUGGGAAGUUCCAAUCUACCAAAUGAGUCUCUCCAUUUGGCAGGAGGGUUUAUUGUAGCUGGAUGUCAAGCUGCAAUUGGGACCCUGUGGAGUAUGAAAGACUCAGAUGGCCCAAAGGUUGCAGAACUUGUUUACCAAUGGCUUUUGGAUCAUAGGAAGAGACUUGAUGUGCAUGCAACUGCAGAGGCAUUGCAUUUUGCUGUUCAGAGCCUGAAGGAUGCUGGAGCACCAUUUGAACAGUGGAUGCCAUUCAUCCAUAUGGGAAGUUGA
Messenger RNA from Laccaria bicolor S238N-H82, 3618 nucleotides. RefSeq lists its product as uncharacterized. The transcript has 3 exons. Lineage: Eukaryota; Fungi; Basidiomycota; Agaricomycetes; Agaricales; Hydnangiaceae. The record is from RefSeq and is a predicted model, not a curated record. Bases 1 to 3618 code for a protein of 1205 amino acids. Gene Ontology annotation, molecular function: protein binding.